This is a messenger RNA of Verticillium alfalfae VaMs.102, 1359 nucleotides long. RefSeq names its product 2-oxoisovalerate dehydrogenase subunit alpha. The transcript is spliced from 2 exons. Gene Ontology annotation, molecular function: oxidoreductase activity, acting on the aldehyde or oxo group of donors, disulfide as acceptor. The record is from RefSeq and is a predicted model, not a curated record. Bases 1 to 1359 code for a protein of 452 amino acids. Gene Ontology annotation, biological process: branched-chain amino acid catabolic process. NCBI's taxonomy places the organism in Eukaryota, Fungi, Ascomycota, Sordariomycetes, Glomerellales, Plectosphaerellaceae.
AUGAAGUCAAGAGUCCUCCGACCAGCAGCGCGCCUGCGCUCGGCCCGUCUAGCGAGCCCCUCCACCUCGACCCCCCGCCUCACCCUCUCCGCCCGCGCCGCCAGCUCCCUCUCGCAGAAGCCCAAUGCGAACCACGUCUCGUUUCCUGGCGCCGUCAAGAGCGCCUUUACGCACACGCUCAAGUACGAGACGCCCUCCGACUACCCAGCCCUGUCGACCUACCGCGUCGUCGACCAGGAUGGCAUCGUUGUCGACGAGAGCUUCAAGCCGGAUCUAAGCGAUGAGGAGGUCAUCAAGCUGUACAAGGACAUGGUCUACAUCUCGAUCAUGGAUCUCAUCAUGUUCGACGCCCAACGGCAGGGCCGGUUGAGCUUCUACAUGGUGUCGGCAGGCGAGGAGGCGCUGAGCGUCGGUUCCGCCAGCGUGCUGGCGCCCGAGGACGUCGUCUUUUGCCAGUACAGAGAGCAGGGUGUCUUCAAGCAGAGGGGGUUCACGACGUCAGAUUUCAUGAGCCAGCUGUUCGCGAAUGCCAAAGACCCUGGCCGCGGCAGGAACAUGCCUGUGCACUACGGCAGCAAGGAACUGAACAUUGUAUCACUCCAUCUCCUCGCCGUUGGCGACGCAGCUCCCGCAGGCCUCGGGGGCGGCGUACGCGCUCAAGAUGCAGCGCCUGCACGACCCCAGCAUCCCGCCGCGCGUCGUGGCGGCGUACUUUGGCGAGGGCGCCGCCAGCGAGGGCGACUUCCACGCGGCGCUCAACAUGGCGGCGACGCGGUCGUGUCCGGCACUCUUCAUCUGCCGCAACAACGGGUACGCCAUCUCGACGCCGACGCUGGACCAGUACCGGGGCGACGGCAUCGCGAGCCGCGGCCUCGGGUACGGCAUCGACACAGUGCGGGUGGACGGCAACGACUUUUGGGCGGUGCGCGAGGCGACCAAGCGGCACGCGCCAUGCACUGCCGCGACGGCGGGCGACCCGUUCUCAUCGACGUAUCGUGUCAGUCACACAGCACGUCCGACGACUCUUUUGCGUACCGCGCGCGCGUCGAGGUCGAGGACUGGAAGCGGCGCGACAACCCCAUCACGCGGUUGCGCAAGUGGAUGGAGGCCAGGGGCAUCUGGGAUGAGGGCAAGGAGAAGACGUGCCGCGACGAGACGAGGAGCGAGGUGCUCAAGGGGUUCCGGGAGGCCGAAGCUAUGAAGAAGCCGCCCAUGCGUUCGAUGUUUGAGGACGUCUAUGAGGAGCUAACGCCGGAUCUGAAGCAGCAGAUGGCCCAACUCAAGGCGCAUUUGGAGAAGUACCCUGAAGAGUACGACUGCAGUGAGUUUGAGGGCGGCGCUGAUAGUCUCAAGCCAUGA